Molecule: messenger RNA, 363 nt
Organism: Mesorhabditis belari
Lineage: Eukaryota; Metazoa; Nematoda; Chromadorea; Rhabditida; Rhabditidae
Source: the annotation of a GenBank genome assembly
AUGUCAGGUGAAAAGCCAGUUUCACAAACCUCUCGUGACUCGGAUUUCUGCUCGACUUGUGGAGCGCUUCUUCCGUUUGCUACAGUACCCGGGCCCACACAAUGUUUGGUUUGUGGAUCGAGGGUAAAAAUUGCCGAGCAAAUCAAUAAUUUUGUUUAUUCUAUCAAAACGGUUUACAAUCAUGGAAUAGCAGAUGCUGACAAUUUCGAAAUUGGCUCAGGAGAUCCAGAAGUCGAUCAUUUAUGCAAAUUAUGUGGUCACGAUCGGGCGACGUUCACCACAAUGCAGACUCGAUCGGCGGAUGAAGGACAAACCGUUUUCUACACAUGCACCAAAUGUAAAAAUAAAGAAAUCGAAUAUUCG